Molecule: messenger RNA, 2232 nt
Organism: Echinococcus granulosus
Lineage: Eukaryota; Metazoa; Platyhelminthes; Cestoda; Cyclophyllidea; Taeniidae
Product: EF-hand domain-containing family member C2
Exons: 9
Coding region: 1-2232 (743 amino acids)
Biological process (GO): regulation of neuron projection development
Cellular component (GO): microtubule
Molecular function (GO): calcium ion binding
Source: RefSeq, a predicted model, not a curated record
AUGGGUGCAGUCAAUUUCUAUUAUGAUAACAAACCGGGAAUUGGCGGUGAACCGUUGCCGGGUCAGAGAAUUGAUCCACCAAAGAGCAGGUAUCCUGAUGGACAUGGAUCAAGUGCUCCUGCCUGGAUAACCUUUGAUAAACAGGUUCUCUGCUUUGAAGCAUACUUUCAACAAGCGGUUCAUGAAAGUCGUGAUGAGCAGUACCGUGUAAGAAGGUGCCAAGUCCUUUUCUACCUAGAGGAUGAUACAAUCCAGGUUACGGAGCCUCGCAUUCAGAAUUCUGCCCUACCACAAGGCACAAUUGUGCGACGCCAUCGAAUUCGCAAACCACCACCGUACGAAGGAUGCUUCUACACUGUGGAUGACUUUAACGUGGGCAUGGAUCUUGAACUCUACGGGCGUGUCUACCGUUUAGUGUCAUGCGACAAAUUCACCGCCAACUUUCUGCGCAAACUCGGCGUUCGAGUGAAUGAGCCAGAGCCCAUUCCCGACGACCCCUACACAAUUCAUCGCAUAUCGGUCUCUGACGCGAUGCAACCACGACGUCCACAUGAACGUGUUGAUACAUUGCGUCAAUUCCUUAAUCACGAUCGCCACGUCUUGCGCUUCUUCUGUACGUGGGACGACACUGGCAGUCUCUACGGCGAUGUUCGUGACUUUGUACUUAACUACUUCUUAGGUGAUGACACGAUUGAGAUACACGAGAGAAUAUCCGCAAAUUCUGGGCGCGAAUCUGUACCCUACUUUCUGCGACGCCAGAAACUGCCUAAAGGCGUUCCACCACUGCCCCUGCCAGGAACUGUCAGUAACCUAACCAUCCUAAACACCUUGGGGACUGUACAAACCGGUAGCAGACACAUGCUAGAUAGCAUAAAGCUGGGGACUCAACAGCCCGAAUACUACACAGACGCGGACCUCACUUUGGGUGCCGUACUGAAUGUUUUCGGACGAAAAUUCCUUAUUUGUGACUGCGAUGAAUUUACAAAGGAGUUUUAUAGAAAGAAAUACGGCGUCAAAACCUUUACUCCGGUGUGCCCCCCACGAAAUGAGUGUGGCUACACAGUGAAGCGGGAGAAUCCGCCCUACAAUGGCUGGGGCUCGGACGAGGACUCCUUGGCUAACUGCUACAAUCUCAUUCCACGUCCGCCCAAGAAGACGUUCGAAGAAAGCUGCAGUGUGGACGUCCUCCGCUUUGCGGCACAUCUCAUCGCGGGAGUGGACGACGACGGUAUCUGUGGCAAUGUAGAGGUUACCCGAAGGCGAAUCUUCGUCAUCUCCUGCUUCCUGCGUGACAACACCUUUAUGGUGUAUGAACCUCCGGUCGCCAAUUCCGGUUUUAAGGGGGGAAAGUUCAUGGAAAGGCGCAAAGUUAUGAAACCCGGACAACCAAUAUUCCGAACUCAUUUGCCGAGCUAUUACGCACCCUCCGACAUCUACAUCGGCGGCCAGGUAGUUUUCAAUAACUUUGUAUUUGAAAUCUACGGCGCGGAUGAACACACGCUAGCCCACAUGGAGGCUCAUCCCGCCGAAUUCCCCUAUGCAGACGCGCAGGGUGUGUUACGACGUCUACGACCGCUUGUGGAGGGACGGGAGGAGACUAUUCGUCGUCUGGCCACGGAAGCCGAUCCGAGCGGAAGUGGAAGUAUCGAUUUUGCUGAAUUUGGAUGCCUUGUGCGAGAAAUGUUGAAGGAUCCCAGUGUGGAGUCCGUGUGCGUGGUGCCUCACGAGGUUGUCACACUGGCGCGUCAUUAUGCUCUCAAGGUACCAAAAGAGACCAACUACAUGGCGGUGGUGGGGAUGGCUCAACAACAGCUUCGAAAAGUCUCCUUUGAGGCCUUCCAAGAGAUACUUGACGCCUGUCGAUAUGAGGACUUGGAGAACACCGGCAGUAUAGAUCGGGCUGUUUUAAGGCGAAUUUGCAAAGCCAAUCAUCUACCCUUACCCGACGACAUACUACUCACUCUCAUGGAAAUAUCACAAAACUACGACAAUGGAAUGGUGUACUAUGAGAGUUUCAUCAAUCAACUAAACUGGUGCUGCAAUCCCGUGCCUCCAGGCACGGUGCCAUGCGAGUACUCGGGCAACCUUGAGGUUGAUUGGCCAGCGUUUAUGAAAGCUGGCAAGGACGAGGGGAAGAGAGGUGGCUGCAUCAGUGCAUUUGACUCGUUCAGUGGGGGGAGGGUUAGACACGUCGCCCUCAUUGAAGACCUAAUCAACCUGGCGAAGUGCUAA